Priapulus caudatus is the source of this 1468-nucleotide messenger RNA. Its product is annotated as DNA repair protein RAD51 homolog 4-like. NCBI's taxonomy places the organism in Eukaryota, Metazoa, Priapulida, Priapulimorpha, Priapulimorphida, Priapulidae. Gene Ontology annotation, biological process: telomere maintenance; double-strand break repair via homologous recombination; reciprocal meiotic recombination. The coding region runs from base 87 to 1076 and encodes 329 amino acids. Gene Ontology annotation, molecular function: ATP binding; ATP-dependent DNA damage sensor activity; single-stranded DNA binding. Gene Ontology annotation, cellular component: Rad51B-Rad51C-Rad51D-XRCC2 complex; centrosome; replication fork. The transcript has 10 exons. The record is from RefSeq and is a predicted model, not a curated record.
CAUGUUUUGGAUUUAUUAUUUCUUCUUUUUUAUUAUCAUAACCUCAUUACGAUUAGUACAAGGGACCUUAGAGGCAUUGAACCAUUAUGGCCCCUGUAUUAAAGGCUGGAAUGUGCCCAUGCCUCUCAAAAGAGCUAUGCGAGUCGCUGUGGAGACAAAAUGUGAAAACAGUAGAGAGCUUCGUUUCGGCAGACUUGAAGAUUCUUUCACUGAGAGACGGACUUGAUUACAAGGAGCUCUGCACAUUAAAACAUGCUCUUCUGCUACAAUUCGCUGCUUUCCCUGUUAACGGUGUGGAUCUGUAUGACCACAUGCUGUCGUACUUGGCUAUUCUAGCAACAGGAUGUCCGGGCCUUGACCGACUGCUAGAUGGUGGAAUUUUCACAGGAGAAAUCACAGAAGUCUGUGGAUCGACAGCCACCGGUAAAACGCAGUUGUGCAUGAGCAUAGCUGCAAAUGUUGCGGCACGGAAUGGACAAAAUACUUUCUACAUCAGCACCAACGCAGGCUUCUUCAGUGACCGGCUGCUGCAGAUCAUCGCUUCGAAAUUCACCAGUGAUGAAGGCAGUGUAGAUGAGAGUUUGGUGACAGCAGCACUGGCCAGGGUGCGUUGCCAGCAUGCCUUCGAGUUGUCAGAUCUGAUGAAGACCCUGCAUGAAGUCAGCAAUCAGCUAACCUCACAGGUGGAUUCCUUCUUUGGUUCCCUGAAGGUCAUUGUGGUUGACUCUGUCACGGCAGUGUUGUCAUACCUUCUCAGUGCACAACACGCUGAAGGUCACAGGUCUAUGAUGGAGCUAGCCAGACUGCUGAAAAGUUUAUGCGCAGAAAACGGAGUAGCUGUUGUUGUAGUUAACACGACUCUGCAAAGCAAGCUAGUACAUGUGAAACCCUCACUGGGUUAUUCCUGGGCUCAUGUACCCAACACCAGACUUCUCCUCACCUUAUCCAGGUGUCCUGAUAUCAUGCAAGGUGGCCCUGUCUACAGACACGCGUCCUUGCUGAAAAGUACAAGACAGGCAACAGGUCAGUCGGUCGACUAUACCAUCAGUGCUGCUGGAAUACAGGACGUCACAUGAGCGAUCGUGAACACAGCAGCAUCCCCUGCAGAGAGAUACAACUGUCAUGUGAUGACAGCACCCAUAUAAGGCAGUUUUUUGCUGCAGCAGCAGUGCAUGAAUUUGUUUGCACUGGAAUUGCUUUGAACUAGUUUGUUAUUAUUUAUUUAGCUGCUUGAACUUCAGAAUCAGCCAAAUUCAUGGAGUUUCAGUAUUAUUCAAGAUAAGCGCAAUCUCUGUCUGUUUAAAAGUGGAGUCUUGUUCUAAUUUUGGGACACACAUUGCAUUUAAUGAAAAAUGUUGUUAUAUAUAGUUAUACUGGUAAUCAUGCUGGAUAUUCAGUGUGUGUGUACCAAAAUCUUUUUGUAUAUAUUACUUCAAUGUAUUAUGUCUUUAAAAUAAGUUCUAAAGAG